GGCUGAAAGCCUUCCUUAGGCGAGCAAAUAAAUCAGUGUAUAUGAAUGUUGUAGCGACACCUCGCAGCCUCGAGACACCGAGCUGCUCUGAGUAACACGCACAAUGAGCACAAACCCAGACUCGUCCCUGCCCAUUGUGAGAGCUAUGGACAUCGAUUCGACCUCACAACAAGCCAAUCCUUAUAGCGGUCAAAUCAUCCAUGCUGCCAUUCAGGUUGAGUCGAUAGAGCCUGUCGCGCAAGCUGUCGGACCUUUGUCAGCGGACGCUUCAUUGGAAGCAAGCAGUUCAGCUGCUGAAGAUGAAGCCGAAAAAGAGCGCGCCGAUAACAUGCGAAUGUGGUGGAACGAAGCUAUCGCCAAGAACAUGAAUCUGCCUGAGGGGUACGAGCACGUUGCUGUGCUUAUCGUCAAGUGGGCUGACGAACUCGAUGAGCUCAAGACAAGAACUGAGGCGCUAGAACUCGAGACCUUGUUCCGCGAUCGAUUCCACUACCACACCGAGACCGUCGAACUGAACGUGAAGGGUAAAGCACAGCUACAGCUCAACAGUCGUAUCAGCAGCUUUGCUGCAGAACACAACGGACCGAACAACCUGCUUAUCAUCUAUUACACGGGCCAUGGCGUAUAUUUUGAGGACAAGAAGUUUCUGCAGCUAGCUGCAUGUGCCAAUCCAGCGAACGGCAAGGGACUCUAUCAGGACGCACACGCAAAUUGGAACAAAGCGGAAGAUAUUCUCAAAGCAGAUGAGGUUGACGCCGACGUAUUAACCAUACUGGACGCUUGUUACGCCAGUAAUAUAACAAAGUCAGCGGUGCAAACGAACAAGAAGUUUGAGCUACUUAGUGCGUGUGGGCUCGAUCAGACGACUGCGGCACCAGGUCCUAACUCGUUCACCCGAGCCUUGAUCGAUAACCUGAAGGAUCUUCUCGCAGAGUAUGGCGACAAGCCGUUCAACACAUUCCACAUCAAUCAGCGUGUAUGUAUGGACCAACGGCGUCGUGAAUGCCCAUCGCAUUUGUGGUACCGGCUCCAUAGUGACUCGAACAUUCUUCUGGCGCCGUUGAAGGGAGCAGCAAAGCAGUUCCAACAGAAAACAAACGUUGCGCGCAACCCUAGAGGGUAUCUGACGUUGAGAUUCGCCCUUAGAGAUGAGAGCUUGAACAAAGAGCAGAUCGAAGUCUUGACCAGGAGCCUGGCAAAAGCAUUUGAGAACAAGAAGAUGAUUGGCCUGAAGAAGAUCGAUUGGAUCAACAUCAAAUCUGCGAAGGUGUCAUACUUUGAGCGGGUUGGACUAGCUAUGUAUGCUGUCGCGCAGUGGAAGAAAUUCCUAGCAAAGAAGCGGGAGGAGAAAGGAUGGCAAAAGGCAGCCGAAGCCAUGGACGUGGACAUGGAUCAACGCUCACCAUUGCCUUCAUCAACACGCAAGCGCUCUUGCGAUGUGCUUGAUCAUCUCCCGGGUGCCAAGCGGCGGGCUACUGACACUUCGCAACCGCCAUUGUCGCCAGUGUCGAACUCGUCGCGCAGUCAUGAAGAGCUGUAAGAUGCAUUGCAUGUGGUGCAAACCCCUUCAGGGCUGUUUUGUUUCGUUGUUCUAGCGUUAUCGUUGCUUGGAUUUCUAGGAUACCCGUAGCUACGUGCUACUUGUGCAAAGUCGAUAUAUGUAUACAUGUUCUUGGUUUUAUCUCGCAACUGUUCUUACUUCCUGUUUCAUCGUAUUCAGUAUGGGAAGGGACUGGCAUGCGUCAGACGCGUCUUGGUCCGUCGCAGACCAUCGCUUGUAAGUGAAAGACCACAAAAGUGAAGAGUGAACGUGA
Messenger RNA from Macroventuria anomochaeta, 1814 nucleotides. RefSeq lists its product as uncharacterized. NCBI's taxonomy places the organism in Eukaryota, Fungi, Ascomycota, Dothideomycetes, Pleosporales, Didymellaceae. The record is from RefSeq and is a predicted model, not a curated record. The transcript has 2 exons. Bases 104 to 1540 code for a protein of 478 amino acids.